Molecule: messenger RNA, 870 nt
Organism: Auanema sp. JU1783
Lineage: Eukaryota; Metazoa; Nematoda; Chromadorea; Rhabditida; Rhabditidae
Source: the annotation of a GenBank genome assembly
AUGUCAGCCGCUUUCGAAUUUAACGAAGAAGUAAAAAAGAUCAGUAUACCAGAUCAAAAACAUAUAUCCCUCAAAACCCUUCUAAACGUGUUCUCUAUUGAUGAAGAUUGCCUUGUAAAUUUGAAGUAUACUCUCGGUGAUGAUGAAUUUUAUGUAAGCACAAGUUGUGAUGGAAAAAAUUUUCUUCUUCCGAUUGAUCAGAAGGUUACGGUGUUCCGAGUUGAAACAAGUUCUCGUCCUGCAACCCCAAUGCAGAUGGAAAAGUCAAAAAAGCUCGCCAUCACUUUGAACAGUUGGGAGAAUCGUGUCUUCCUCAUAAAUGGAGAUAAGUUCAGAGGGACGUGCGUUUUGAUUGAUGAUCAAAACAUUCUCACCGCAGCACACCUCUCGUUUAAAAAAGGCAAAACGUAUCAAAUUCAUGGAACAAAUGAGCGCACUUUCACAGUUCAAUGCAAAUACAUUAACGCGGCUGCAGAUUUUGCAAUGCUUCAUUCAAAGGAUCUGCCUAAUUUAUCCGUUUCUAUUGAAAAUCUAAAUCGAGGGGACAAAUACUAUAUGAUGGGUUAUCCCAUGGGAUUGAAACAUAACGAACCAACCGUUACCAAGGGUAUCAUUGAGGGAAUGACGUCUGACUCAGGACAUUUGGUUGGUACGCCAGGCUCAAGACGUGGAUAUUCAGGCGCACCCGUGUUCGAUGAGUCAGGCAGGAUGGCUGGGCUGUUGCUUGGAAGCACUAGUAGUUUAGGCGCACAAACCACCGUGGAGGAAUGUCUUCCAUCGAUGAAUGAACAGAAGUAUGCGCGAAUCCUCGGAAUUCUAGAGUGUAUUCACAUGUUUCAUUUGGGUAACAUCUUCAAUUUCAAUAUUUAA